AUGGCAUUGGUUGAUCAUUAUGCCGGAUUAUUCGAAUUAAGAGUUUUUAAAAACCAGUAUGCAAUAGAGUUUCUCUUACCUACCGGUGAACGCUGUAGAGAAUGUGAACAUGAUCAAAAGAGUCGGGAAGCUAAAAAUGAAAGAAUUGAUGGUCAUAAAAGGCAGGAUGGUGCACUAGCCAAGGAUGGCACAACACCAGCUGCCUCACCUCGGCAGACAAAUGGGCCAUCUGACACGAUUUUUUUUUUGCAAUAA
Dentiscutata heterogama is the source of this 255-nucleotide messenger RNA. The record is from the annotation of a GenBank genome assembly. NCBI's taxonomy places the organism in Eukaryota, Fungi, Glomeromycota, Glomeromycetes, Diversisporales, Gigasporaceae.